AGCCCCGCCCUCCUCCUGCCUCUCUUGGAGCUUUAUAACCAGAUGCCUGUUCCUCAGACGCACAUACCCAAGAAACGCACUGGACUUGAGCACACUUACGAUCCCACGAAACGUGACGGAAUAUACGCUUAUCGCAUUUGUUUUACUCCGAGAGAAGCAUCUUGGCUGAGCGAAGAAACAUGGAUUUUUUGAACCACAACUACUUGAGCGCGCGCACGCCCUACGAUUAUACCUUCAAUUUUUGGAAUGACUAUCUCGGCCUCUCCACGCUGGUCACCAAGAACAACAAGCACAGCGUCCCCCAGAGUCCCAACUCCAUCACGGAGUCCCUGAAAGCCACUCUGGGCUUGGACGACAGCCCUCCGUGCCCGUGCGUAAUCGCGGCCGGCGGCGAAGGCGACAGCGGUGGACACCUGGACUCCUGCUGCUGCCCCCCGCCCGCCUCCAUCUCCAUCCUGGACCUGAAAGAGCGCUUCUCCAUCCUGAGCCCCUUCCAGAACCAGAACCAGGGCACGGGGGGGCUGCUGUCCUCCUCCCAGGAGCGGGAGAUGGGCAUCGGAGGGGGCUUCGCGGGAUUUGAUCUGUUCGGCGUGGAGAGGAAGAUGAGGAAACCGGCUGCGCGCAAUAAGCAGGAGCCCAAGAUCUGCGUCUUCUGUCGGAAUAACGGCGCGCCGGAGGAGGUGUACGGCUCGCACGUCCUGAAAACCCCGGACGGGAGGGUGGUGUGCCCGAUCCUGCGGGCGUACACAUGCCCCCUAUGCAGUGCCAACGGGGACAACGCGCAUACAAUAAAAUACUGCCCCCUCUCCAAAGACCAGCCUGCCCAGAGAGUGCUGAAGGGAGGCAGAGCUGUGGGUGGUAAGCGAGUGAAAAUCUUCUAAAAAGACCCCUAUAGACUUACAUGUAUUGCACUGAACAUUUUCUUUCAGAUGACUGUUCUGAUUGACUGGCUUUCCGAGUCUUAACUACUAGGCAAACAAAUAAGAUGAUAUCAAUGUUUUUGUUAAACGAAAAAAAAAAAAAAUCUCUUAUAUUUUUAUAGAUACUUUAUUUCCAUAGUUUAUUGCAUACUUUAUUCAUAAAAAGCUAUUUUUUCCUUUUCACGCAUAGGUUUUAGAUGUUUAUUCACGAUUCAUAGUCACAUUUUGUGUGAAAUAAGAUGUUAUUUUUGUUUAAAAUGGGAAACGAGAAUGUUGGCACCAGAGGAGUUGCUCUUCUGUUCAACUCAAGUAUUUUCUUUACUGUAAGCUAAGCUUGCACCUCGUUUUUGUCUUUAAACCAAAGUUUAGUUUGCCAUUAAGCGAUUUUAAAGAAUGUUCCACAUGUCUUCAUUUAUGAACUUUAGUCCCAUUCCGCUCUCUCCUGAAAGUCCACUUCACAAUUUCCUGACAUUUGCGAGCACGGACGCGCAGAGCGACACAAUAGAGGCUCUGUUGCGCGUUCAUGUUCUCGGCAUAACUUCAUAAUCGGCCAAAUUAUUUCCAACCCCACUGACAGAGGCGGGCAUUUUACAUUGCAGAGUCCAUGUUACACGUGUUACCAUAUUAAUAACUUGAAGUGAAUUUCCUGCAGCUUCAGAAAGCACUGUUGCUCACAUUAGUAAACAUGAACGCUGUAAUGUAAAGUGUGACUGCAGGCUAUUCUUCUGUAUGAGGUGCCCUUUCAAUGUUUACACCCCGAGGAAGGGGAACACACACUGGAGGAAAAUUAAAAAAAAAAAAAAAAAAAAA
Messenger RNA from Megalobrama amblycephala (Wuchang bream), 1730 nucleotides. RefSeq names its product nanos homolog 1 (gene nanos1). Gene Ontology annotation, biological process: negative regulation of translation; oogenesis. Bases 180 to 881 code for a protein of 233 amino acids. Gene Ontology annotation, molecular function: zinc ion binding; mRNA binding. The record is from RefSeq and is a predicted model, not a curated record. Gene Ontology annotation, cellular component: perinuclear region of cytoplasm. The transcript has a single exon. Lineage: Eukaryota; Metazoa; Chordata; Actinopteri; Cypriniformes; Xenocyprididae.